AUGACCAGCAUUGACGACCUCUUGCUGGUGCAAGAUGCAGACGGUGGUGCCAUCAAAAAUCUGCAAAAGGGCAGCCAGGACCCCGCGCGCAUCAAGGCGGAGCUCGAGGAGCUGUACCUGUCACCGUCGCCAGAGUUCUCAGACGAGUGGCUGAACCGCCUGCAGCAGCGCUGGGAUUAUGAAGCCGACUAUUCGUCACUGUUCCGGAUCGCACCCACGCAGACAAGAACCGUCACCCGUUUUCAGCGCCAGGGUCUCGAAGGCCGCGUCACGGGUUACAAGAAUGUCACGGUGCCCCGGCACAGCGCCACCGCCAAAAACUCGACCAGCCUGCUCCGAAAGCCCGCCAACCGCGCAGAAUUCGUCCGCGGCGCCGCUGGAUUCUUCCCUUUUGCACCCGGUGGUCUUGCGCCGGGCGGUCUGGAGAGCAUUGAAGCUACGGCGGCCUUGGAGGACCAGGCACUGGCGGAUCCUAGCGGAGACGGCGAGGCUGAUGGCAACAAGCUCGACAGAGUCAUCCAAUUCACCCACGGAGGCCUGCUUCAAGUAGCACCUGGCCUGGAACGAGGAAUCGAUUUCGGAAAGAAGAAGACGCAACAAGAUAAAGAAGCAGAAGACGCCGUACAGCAAGUUUUGGAAGAGGCGCCGGAGCGAGCUACUGGGGAGGAGAACAAAGAGGAUGGAGGCGAUCAAGAGGAUGCGGACGAGGACGAAGAUGAGGAAGGAGAAGACGACAUUGACGAUAUCUUGCCCGUUGAAUUCCCUUCACUUGAGCCACAUGGCGUGCUCGCCACCUCCCGGGCUAAGAAGGCGGGCAAGGAAUGGGCACACAUGGUGGACAUUCGGAAAGAAAUGGCCAACUUCAGAGAGCUAGUCCCUGACAUGGCGCGAGAAUGGCCAUUCGAGCUAGAUACGUUUCAAAAAGAAGCCGUCUAUCAUCUCGAGAAUGGCGACUCUGUCUUUGUCGCCGCACACACCUCCGCCGGCAAGACUGUCGUGGCAGAGUACGCUAUUGCUUUGGCCGCCAGGCACAUGACCAAGGCUAUCUACACAUCACCCAUCAAGGCGCUCAGCAACCAAAAGUUUCGCGAUUUCCGAGAAACUUUUGACGAAGUCGGUAUUCUCACCGGCGACGUGCAAAUCAACCCUGAAGCUAGCUGCCUCAUUAUGACCACGGAAAUUCUGCGCUCCAUGCUGUACCGCGGUGCCGAUUUGAUUCGCGAUGUGGAGUUUGUCAUUUUCGACGAGGUGCACUACGUCAACGAUUUCGAGCGAGGUGUGGUUUGGGAAGAAGUCAUCAUCAUGCUGCCAGAGCACAUCUCGCUGAUUCUCCUCUCCGCGACAGUGCCCAACACCCACGAGUUCGCAUCGUGGGUUGGACGCACGAAGCAAAAAGACAUCUAUGUCAUUUCCACCGCCAAGAGACCCGUACCGCUUGAACACUAUCUCUGGGCGGGCAAGGAUAUCCACAAGAUUGUGGAUUCCGAUAAAAAGUUCAUCGAAAAGGGCUGGAAGGAGGCCCAUGCCACGCUCCAGAACAAGAAAGAGGUCAAAGGCGCGGAGACGACGGUCGCGACUCGUGGCGGCAACCCCCGGGGUGGUCAGCGUGGCGGCCAGCAGCAGCGUGGCGGCCGUGGCGGCGCCCAGCAACGUGGCGGCGGCGGACAGCGAGGCGGAAACCAAAGAGGAGGUCGUGGUGGCGGAGGCCCUCCUCGCGCAAGCCAUGCGCCUGGCCACAUGGGUCGUUCUGGGAGAACCGGCUUUGCUUCUGCAGCGCAGGACAAGAAUCUGUGGGUGCAUUUGGUGCAGUAUCUCAAGCGCAACACGCUCCUGCCAGCAUGCAUCUUUGUCUUUUCCAAGAAGCGAUGCGAAGAGAACGCAGAUGCGCUGAGCAACCAGGACUUUUGUACGGCGUCUGAAAAGAGCCGCAUUCACAUGAUCAUUGAAAAGUCGAUUGCCCGGCUGAAGCCAGAGGACCGUGUCCUGCCGCAAAUUAUCCGCCUGCGAGAGCUGCUCGGCCGAGGUAUCGCAGUGCAUCAUGGCGGAUUGCUGCCUAUCGUCAAGGAGCUGGUUGAAAUUCUGUUUGCUGAGACGCUCGUCAAGGUGCUGUUUGCCACCGAGACAUUUGCUAUGGGUCUGAACUUGCCGACCAGAACAGUCGUCUUUUCUGGCUACCGCAAGCACGACGGACACUCGUUCCGUAAUCUUUUGCCAGGCGAAUACACGCAGAUGGCUGGCCGUGCCGGUCGUCGUGGGCUGGACAAGGUUGGGUCCGUCAUUAUUGUCCCCCCUGGCGGUGAUGAUGUACCUCCUGUCGCUGACUUGCGCAAUAUGCUCCUGGGCGAGCCAUCCAAGCUUCGAUCGCAGUUCAGACUAACAUACAACAUGAUUCUGAACCUGCUGCGCGUCGAAGCUCUGAAGAUUGAAGAAAUGAUUAAGCGCAGUUUCUCUGAGCACGCCACACAGCAACUCCUCCCUGAGCAUGAAAAAGAUGUCAAGCUGGCCCAGGCGGAUUUGGACAAGGUGAAGCGCGAGUCGUGCAAAAUUUGCGACACUGCUGUUGAUGAGUGCCACCAAGCUGCUCAGGACUACAAGCAGCUCACUACCGAACUCUACAAGGGCUUGCUCAAGAUUACGAUCGGCCGCAGAAUGUUUGCGCAGCAACGCUUGAUUGUGUUUAACUGGGACGGCAUCCGCACUGUCGGUAUCCUGCUGACCGAGGGUGUGAGCCCCAGAAGCACGAUCGAGGAUCCCACUCUGCACGUGUGCGCGCUCAAGCCGCUCCGUGAUCGCCGUGACGGUACCGAUCUGCUGCCGUUCCUGCCGGCGUACCGCAAGUAUCUGCACAAGCUGCCGCAGGGCCGCAAGCGCAUGCAAACCAAGACGCUCCAUGUUCCAUUGAGCGACGUGGAGUGCCUGACGCGGUGGGUGCUCAAGGGCACCGUGCCCGACAUUAUGAAGCGCGGCGAGGUGGCCUUACAGGCCUUGGACAAGCUCCAGGAGAUUUGCGUCUCGUGGGAUGACAAGUGGGACGAGGUGGACAUGGCCAAGAUCAAGAGCAUGCAGCUGCAGGAGAUUGUAGACAAACGAGUGCAGCUUGCCAAGAAGAUGACGACGUCGUCGGCCAUGUCGUGCCCUGCCUUUCUCAAGCACUUUGCGAUGUGCCACGACGAGUGGCUCAUCAAGGAGCACAUCCAGCAGCUCAAGCUGUCACUGUCUGAUCAGAACCUGCAACUUCUACCCGACUACGAGCAGCGCGUGCAAGUACUGAAAGAGCUCGGCUUCAUUGAUGAUGCCACGCGCAUCCAGCUCAAGGGCAAAGUCGCCUGUGAGGUGCACUCUGGCGAUGAGCUCGUCCUCACGGAGCUCAUUUUGGACAAUGUGCUUGCCGACUUUGACCCCGCCGAGAUUGCCGCCCUGCUAUCCGCAUUCGUAUUUCAGGAAAAGACGCUCGUCGAGCCCGUCCUCACCGGCAACCUCGAGCGCGGACGCGAGCGCAUCGUGGCCAUUUCGGAGAAGGUGAAUGACGUGCAGACGCGGCUGCAGGUGAUUUUGUCGUCGGAGGACUCCAACGACUUUGUGUCGCGGCCGCGCUUCGGCCUCAUGGAGGUGGUGUACGAGUGGGCGCGGGGCAUGAGCUUCAAGAACAUCACGGGGCUGACGGACGUGCUCGAGGGCACGAUUGUGCGCACCAUGACGCGGCUGGACGAGACGUGCCGCGAGGUGAAGAAUGCGGCGCGCAUCAUUGGCGAUCCGGACCUGUACCAGAAGAUGCAGCAGGCGCAGGAGAUGAUCAAGCGCGAUAUCACGGCCGUGGCGAGCUUGUACAUGUAA
Akanthomyces muscarius is the source of this 3834-nucleotide messenger RNA. RefSeq lists its product as uncharacterized. NCBI's taxonomy places the organism in Eukaryota, Fungi, Ascomycota, Sordariomycetes, Hypocreales, Cordycipitaceae. Bases 1 to 3834 code for a protein of 1277 amino acids. The record is from RefSeq and is a predicted model, not a curated record. Gene Ontology annotation, molecular function: RNA helicase activity; RNA binding; ATP binding. Gene Ontology annotation, biological process: nuclear-transcribed mRNA catabolic process, 3'-5' exonucleolytic nonsense-mediated decay. The transcript has a single exon. Gene Ontology annotation, cellular component: Ski complex.